AUGCAUGAGUGCCUAAAUUUUGAGGCUUUGAAAGAGCAAGUCAAAAGGGAGAUAAUCAAGGAGACAGAGACCAAUCAGGCUAAUGUGGGUGCAGGGAUGGAGCUCGACUGUGGGGCGUGCGACUUGCUGAGUAACAUCCCGGGUGAGCUGACGAAUGAGCUUAAGAGCGACCAGAAGAAUGAGAUUAACAGCGACCAGACGAUUGAGCUUAAGAGCGACCAGACGAUUGAACUUAAGAGCGACCAGACGAUUGAACUUAAGAGCGACCAGACGAAUGAGCUUAAGGGCGACCAGACGAAUGAGCUUAAGAACGACCAGACGAAUGGGCUUAUGAACGACCAGACGAAUGAGCUUAAGAACGACCAGACGAAUGGGCUUAUGAACGACCAGACGAAUGAGCUUAAGAACGACCAGACGAAUGGGCUUAUGAACGACCAGACGAAUGAGCUUAAGAACGACCAGACGAAUGAGAUUAAGAGCGACCAGACGAAUGAGCUUAAGAGCGACCAGACGAUUGAACUUAAGAGCGACCAGACGAAUGAGCUUAAGAACGACCAGACGAACGAGCCGAAGGACUGCUCACCCAAGAACUGCUCACCCAAGAAACCCCUAAAUAUCUCCAAGAAGGAAAUGGAAAUCCUGCGCGCGAAGAUGAUCAUCAAAACGAUAACCCCCACCCACCUGUACAACCACUUCCAGCAGCUGCUAGACCAAGGAAUCGAUAAGUACUUAUUCCUCGUUGACCUUCAGGUGGAACUUAAAUUCAAGGAUUACCAUAUAAAAAAUGCUGUGCAUAUAAAAAACGAAGAAACAAUCACCGAAAUGAAGAAGGAAAUCGAGUUGAAACAAAACGCAAAGGUAAUAUUUUAUUAUACGAAUGAUCGUGUUGAAAAUAGACCCCGUUAUGAUCGCCUGCUGUAUGGCCACUUCGCCAAUGUGAAAGCUAACUUCUAUUUCCUAAAGGGAGGCUAUAAAAGUUUUGAAAAGGAAUACUUCUUUUUAUGUAUACCGAAAAAUGGACGUAACAGAAACAUAUCGGCCUUUAUCAACUUCCAAGCGAAUAUUCAAUACCCCAUCAAAUUCUGCAGCAACAUUUUCGUGGGAACUCACGUGCAUAUUUCCAAUCCGUUCAUAAAGAGCCAUUUGAAGAUAAACUAUGUGUAUGAUUUUGCGGACAAUGUACGGGAGGUGAAUAACGUAGAACGUAUAAAAUACGUGACAUAUAAUGUGAUGGAAAGAAUUUUAGAAAUUUCAGAAACGAGAAAACGCCAGUCUGUAAAUUAUGAAAACUUUCUGGACGUCCGAAUGGUGUAUGACAUUAUUCAGAGCAUUUUGCAAAAUGUGGAUCUGCACGAAAAUAGCCCUACAGUGGAAUCCAAGGCUCUAAUUGAAAGUAAAGAUUUGCAAAAGGGUGUAAAAGAGGAAACACAAGAUAUGGAGAAGCCAAACGCUGGUGCAGGUGGAAAACCAUCAAAGAAAAUGGCAUGGCUGAGUAACCCCUACGAAGGAAGCUUGCAGAAUGGAAAUGUCAUAAUCGUGUGCAACGAGGGUAUGACCUAUCAGACGAAGGGAAAGAACAACAGCAUAAGCUUAAUAAUCGCCAUGUGCUAUCUUAUGUACACGAAAAAGUGUGGCCCCAAUUUAACCAUUGCGUAUGUGCUUAGGAUAAACAAUAAUAUAAAAAUAAGUGCUCAGACGAUGAAUUUUCUACACAAAUUUCACGUUAGCUUGAAGAGAUGUGACUACAACUUGGAUGUCUACUAUUCCCAUGAAAUGAAAAGAAAAAUGGACAAACAAGUUGUAACCACUGGUAACAAGACGAACGCUACUUCUAACGAAUGGUGCAAAACUGAACAGGCCAAACAGAAGACGCAAAUGGAUAAAUAUAGUACCCUGAAGGGAAUAGUACAACGCCCUGAUUUCAUCGAAUUUAUCAAAAGCUACAAAUUUGAAAACUACGACGAUGCGCUGAACAACGCGAAUGAGUCCAUUCUGCCCAUAGAUAGAUUUUACCUGUUUGGAGAUAUGCAGCUAAUGAACUCGAUGAUUAAGGAGCAGACGCACCUUUUUUAUGAGACCAUUCUCCAGUCCCUGCUUCUUUACAAGCGAAACAGCAGCGAAAAUGGCAGUGGCAACAACGGAAGCGGCAACAACGGAAGCGGCAACAACGGAAGCGGCAACAACGGAAGCGGCAACAACGGUAGCGGCAACAACGGUAGCGGCAACAACGGAAGCGGCAACAACGGAAGCGGCAACAACGGUAGCGGCAACAACAGCAGCGAUGUUCAUGACGAUAAUGGCAAAGCCAACUUGAGCGAAAUUUAUGAUAUGCUAUACAUAACUGCCAACAUCAUGAAUGAUAAAAAUCUGGCAUAUCCUCGUAAAAUACUGUUCUUUUCUUUAAUCACGGCUCGUUUAUGCAAAUCUUUGUCUCUUUACGAAAACUGCGAAGUACUCCAUCUCAAUGAUGGUGCCACAGAAGAGCCUAUAAUACCCCCAGAAAAGGACAAAGAAAUGCUGAAAUAUAAUUUGUUAAGCUUAAUGUGUAUUCAUAUCGAGGAAUGCAUGAAUUAUAUUAUGAGUUAUAAUUUCAAAAAGGAUUCGCAAAACAAAUAUAUAGAAGAAUACAAAUUAUCCGUAAAUACUGAUGAAAAUUACCUACUUGAAAGAAAUAUCGAUAGAGACUGCUACGUGAUGUUCCUCUCACUAAGGUACCUUUUGAUUUCCUUUCUUUGCUACUAUAUGUUUCCCACUUUUACAAGCAAAAAAUAUUCAUACAGUGGGAAAGUUACAUAUUUACUUGUCAAAAUUGACAAAUUUUCUGCCUACUACUAUUCCGUUUUUAAUAUAAAUAUUAAUUUAUUCCAAAAGAAUGAUUACAAGGCACAAAUAUGUUCCUACGAUAAAUUGCCAUUGUACUUUAAAGAUUUAUUAAGACCCUUUUUAAUAAUAAACAAUCACAUGCGAUGA
Messenger RNA from Plasmodium vivax (malaria parasite P. vivax), 2970 nucleotides. RefSeq lists its product as hypothetical. Bases 1 to 2970 code for a protein of 989 amino acids. The transcript has a single exon. The record is from RefSeq and is a predicted model, not a curated record. Lineage: Eukaryota; Apicomplexa; Aconoidasida; Haemosporida; Plasmodiidae.